AUGGCCAUCCAUCUUGUUCGACGGCACUCCAGAUUUCUUUGCCGUGCACGCUCGCCGCCUUGCAUGGUGAUGGGGUCGUACCGGCGAAUCGCCACUACCACCAGCAGUGGCACUCGCUCUCCGUUGUCGUCGCAGCGUCGGUUGGGCUUUGUGUCUUGGAGCUACAGAGACACCAAUGGCAGGCAUCACAAGUCAUUGGCGACUGUCUAUGCGCUGCUGGAGGAGCGGCUUCCUGUCGCGCCGCUCUCCCCCAAUGACGCACUCGAUACGCUUCUUUUCCUUCUGCCGGCAGAUGCCCACCACAGCGGCAUUGUCGACCAUCUCGUGCGCAUCGUCAGCGGCAACGUAUGCUGCACUGAUCCGUCGCUGUGCCUCGCUGUCAUGGAGAGGCUCCUGACACCGCAGCUGCCGCGCUGGCUGCCGGGGUCAGCCGCAGCCGCGGAAAACAGCAGCGACAUCGACGACUCGCCAUCUGUGAAUGCUAACGAUGCAGCGGUACUGAUGGCGCUGGUGCCGCUUGCCCCCGUGCUGAGCCGGUGCGUGGUGGUGCACGUGCGUCUCCGGCUCGUUGAGAGUGGAAGCAACACCGAUCUGCUGUGCUCUCUACACGACCGGCAAACGCCACACGUAGAUCCUCUCCGCCGAGGAGCACCCCACGACAGCAGAACAGGUGACGACAGUAGAAGCUCCUUCUUACUACGGGGAGCGGCCGUGCUCUUGUCUUUUACAGCGCAGAGACAGCACUGGGACUGCAGCGACUGUGAGCGAAGCGCCGUAAUGGACAGCUGCACCAAGCAAUACCUUAAACGGCGAGAGAGCAGAGACCGAUGGCACGCCUGCAGUCUCAUCGCCGUGGCCUAUCCAGUUGUGCAGUAUUUCUACUCAAGCCGGUCCCAAGCGAAUGAGCGAAAGGCUCUCGCGGCUCGAACGGACAUCAGUACAUCUUUUCCAGCAGCAGCGGCAUUGGCGCUCCAGCCGUCGCUCAGCAGCUGCUGCGCGACCCCAGGCGGCCGCUGUGCGUCCGGCUCAUCGUGCUGGAGCACAGUGCGCUCACUAGGCCAGCAGUGCUGGUGGUGGUCUACGGUGGUGUGCCGCGCCACCCCGGCCAUCCCAUCCGCUGCCGUUCGCGCCUUUGCAGCUUACUCGCUGGUUGAGGUCCUUCACAAAUUGCACAGAGCUCUGGGGCAGUGUGUCGUGCCGCGUGAGCCGUCACUCUUGUGGGCAUGCUCUAAACAUCCUCCGCCGUUGCUUUCUCUCGAAACGCUUCGGCCGUGCUUAGCAAUGCUUGAGUGGCUCCUCGUCAACAGUGUCCCUAUCCUGCGUGACGAGAGCGACGCUGAUGCCUCGUGGCUGUCGCCUGCUUAUUCGAAGGAGAGCGCGCAGUCUUCGCAGCCUUCCGCAUGGACAACGGAGCUGCGGCAUGGCUGGCGGCACCUCGGUGGCGACUUCGCUUACCUCUCGGUUACUGCGUUGAAACGCAUGGCUAAUGACCCUGGUGCUGUAUCUGACGUUUGCGGUGGUAGGGCAGCAGCUGUUAGUGCGCCUGGGGAGAGCACAUCCGCCGCACGACUGGCCGCUUCGCCACCGCCACGGCUGAGUUCGACUGGUGUGUGCUCCCGCAGCCACCUCGUGCGCGCAAUGGCGAAUGUUGGCUAUCGUCUGGCUCUUCAGUGGACGGCCGUGGUGACGCCUUUGGUGACCGCUGUAGCGGUGUCGAAGCUGGUGAAAGGCACACUCGACGGGCAGUUCAGGCCCAACCCAUUGCAGCAGCUUGGUCCCCUUGAUAAGCAUCAGCAUCAGGAGCUGAACCGGACGCCACCUGCCUGUGAGCUGGAGGUAGUCCUGCGAUUACUGCGAGGCAUCACGUCUCUCAGACCUGUGCUGUCGAGCACAGCGUCCACCAUGAACUCUGGGUUGCCGGCUGCAGCUGGGGUUGUCUUCGUGGAGGAGGCGACAUGGUGUAAGCUGGCGUGUAUCGUGAACCUUGUGCGCUGCUGCUCAGCUGGUAGAGAAGAGAACAAUGAUUGCCUGCACGGCGCGCUUUCUGCAGUAACGGCAAUGCACGAGCAUCAGAAGUUUGUUCAACUCCACGAGCAGCGACUGCUGCAUUGCGGCCUAGUUCAUACGCUAGCGUGCACCGCGAGCUCGACACUCGAAACUGCAUCCUGUGUAAGCGGAGACGCAGUAGUGAACCAAUAUGCUGCCGGUGCUGGGCACGCUGGCCCAUGCCCUCAGCCGCCGGCCCACGUGCCUCUUCAUGCGCUGCCCAACGCCUCAAUUGAAUUCCUUUCCAUACUGCUAAAGUGCUGGCGCACGUGGACGAUGGACUGGCCUCUGCAGCUUUACGCGACGUGGCUUCAGGGGUUGGCAUCUGCUGCUCCUGCUGUGGCGUCACCAGUGGGUGCUGGAGUGGAGGGGGCUGACGUGAGAGACAGCAGUGGUGGCACCUCACUAACGAUAGGAGAAGCGGCCGCACACGUCUGGUCGUCGAUGGCGGUACCCCAUUUCCCUUUACUUGACACUACCGACGCUCGAUUCGUCCAACAGUGCCGGUCGAUGCAGCACAGGUUGUGCUCGCACCUCACAGAGGCCUGGGCCGCGGCGAUGGACGUUCGGCACGAUCGUGACCCACUCGAUUUAUGUGCGUGCUGGUAUGCUUUCUCUGCUGCGUCGCGCUCGCCUCGUUGUCUUUCUGCGGCUGGGGUCUCACUCACUACGAGAGGCGGCGCGCUCCCAUCUACACGCUGCACUUCUUCACAGCUAUCUCAGCAGUGUUCCUACGUGUGCCAGGGGCCCCGAGAGGACGGGUUGCGCGAGCAGCUAAGCCUCAUAGCCGCCACCUCUGAGGAUCGGUUCUGCUGCAUGUGCGAGAAGUGGUUCAAGCAACUUUGCGAUCUCCCCAACCCUCGCGUAAUGAGUGCCAUUUUGCAGUCGAGGGAGCAGCGCCCCAUGACUCUUGACCAGGUUUCAGUAGAGCAUCCGAAACGAGACUUACUCAGACUUGGCUGGUGCCCCAUGUGCUUCCCUGCGAUUCUCUCGCAUGUUGCGCUUCGCGUGCUCUACCGCAGCAGGCCAGAAGGCUCCGCAGGCGCCACGAGCGCCACCCUUGACGACAACGGCGUGGCUGCCGAGCUGCCCCGUAUCAGCGAUUCGUUUGUGGCUCUGAUACGUUCUGCGGCACUCACACCGGUGACGGAGGAGCUGACCGCCUUUCAGCUGUCUGUGGUUUCCCGGUAUGUGGACUGGUGCGAAGCUGCAGGCGUGCACAUUGGUUGGUGCGCCUGCGCCGUUCAGGCCCACCGUACAGUCGUUAGUGCUGGCGCUUCUGACGUCUCGUGCAUAGCUGUCGAUACCCUGGUAGAAUCACCCGCCAACGUUGGGGGCAUGCCGUGGUGGGUGCUGACGGUGGAAGGGCUGGCGGUGAAAGGAAGUUUGCAGGACAGCGUCAAGGUCGACACGAUACUCUUUUUAUGGGAGCAUGGAGUUGGUGCCGCCACCGCCGCCGCCGCUGCUGCGGCUGGGGUGGAGCCUCCUCGUUUCUUCGAAUCUCACCACCAUCACCACAACGAAUGCGCGUCUGCAAUACGGCCACUGAUGCCACCGCGUCUCGGUACUCUCGGCAACAGCGCUGUGGAGGAUUCGUCUGAGGGGUCACCGAGUGAGCUGGGUUUAGGCACUCCUGGUGCGCCACCCGAAGCCACGGCGGAGUUUGACAAGGAAGUCGAUGGCUGCGAUGACUUCUCAAGCGAGCACUGGAGCCUGCGUCGCAGCAUUGUUGAGUGGGGCCACCGUUACGCGUUGCGCCUGGUCCUCUUUGAAGUGGUGGAGGGUCAGUGGCACCGUUCUCGCGUCGCCGCGCUAGCUCGUCGAUCGCAGCAGCGGCAGGCAGGGCAAGUGCGGUGUGGUGCCCGGCAUCAAAGAUGCAGGACUUUAUUGGAGGUCCGCGAGGAUGAAGACGCGAGGACGGCAGACGGUGCGCGUGUCGUCGACUACGCCACAUCUGCGUGUCGCUCCGCCGUGUUGGGGCUGGGCAUUCCACCAGGAUUCGUGUGGAACAGCGAAGCCUACCAGCCACUUCUGCAGUUUGUGGCGGAGAGCGCUGUGCGUAUGGUGGAGGAGAUUGCCGCCGAAGUGCUUGCGGUUGCCUGGGCGACGGUGGCGCACAGUGAGGCGAACGACUCCAAGUCCACGACAGACGAACCAGAGAUCGAAGGACCCCCUGCUGUUGGUGCGAUUGUGCCAAACUUGGUCAAAGCCAAGCACCCUGAGCAGUGGACGGAGCGCCUCACCGCGCACUUGUGGAGGGAGCUCCGCCGAAGUCCGGCACAAGUUACCAUUGCACAACCUUCUUGUACUUUCCCCGGUGCUCACUGCACCGGUCUCCACGGUGGCCACCACCGCUCGUCGCCGACGGCGGCAACGCACUACGCUUUCUGCCGACAUACACAACCACGCGGGCUUGCAUCCUCCGAUGCUGUGGCGUGUUUAGAGCAGCUGCUGUGCGACCUUGGCCUUGUCGAAGCAUCGGAGAGGCACCUCGCUUGCCACACACCCUGCGGUACAAUGUCGACGGCGGAAGUUGCCGAAGAGUCUCACGCGCUCCUUGCCUCCCUGCUGCUCUCCCCCGAGUUGGUGUGCACUUCCUCGAUGGUGGUGUACUUUGCGAGCGCCGUCCUUUGGCCGAGAUGCUGGGAUUCUCUGCUGAAGACCACCAGUGCCGGUGUUCAUCACAACGGCACUGGGAUGCCAGGUAGUCUAGAAGGCGAAGAGGAUGUGGCAACCCAACUCGACGCACUUGUUGCCUUUCGCGUGAUAUUGCGCUGCGUUGAGCGAGUGCAGCGGCUUGUGCGCGAGUUGGGGGAGUACCUCUGUUGUGUUUUCGUGCCAGCGGUGCGGACAGGCCACUGCGUUGCCUGGCUCACUGCCACGCCGGUGGAGGCGAUAUGUCGAAUGCUCUCCUCGUCGGCUUCCUGCAGUGCUGCGUCACUGACAACGCACCCAGAGAGUACGGUGACUGCGAAGCACAACAGACGCGAUGCAGGCAAGUUGCGUCGACAUUUUCGCUUCUCUUCCGCAACAGUGCGCACGUUUGAGGUGCUGUGUCUCGGCAGAUGUGGUGAUGAGCGGCGGGCACCGCGCGUGUGGCAGCAGUGGACACACGAGCUGGUUUGCACGGAUGGAAUGCUGCGCGAACACCCCUUGAUACGGUCCCCGUCACGGUGA
Messenger RNA from Leishmania braziliensis MHOM/BR/75/M2904, 5223 nucleotides. RefSeq lists its product as hypothetical. The transcript has a single exon. Lineage: Eukaryota; Euglenozoa; Kinetoplastea; Trypanosomatida; Trypanosomatidae. The record is from RefSeq and is a predicted model, not a curated record. Bases 1 to 5223 code for a protein of 1740 amino acids.